Dinoponera quadriceps is the source of this 2662-nucleotide messenger RNA. Its product is annotated as serine/threonine-protein kinase DCLK1-like. Gene Ontology annotation, cellular component: nucleus. Gene Ontology annotation, molecular function: ATP binding; protein serine/threonine kinase activity. Bases 1 to 2115 code for a protein of 704 amino acids. Gene Ontology annotation, biological process: protein phosphorylation; intracellular signal transduction; positive regulation of apoptotic process. The record is from RefSeq and is a predicted model, not a curated record. NCBI's taxonomy places the organism in Eukaryota, Metazoa, Arthropoda, Insecta, Hymenoptera, Formicidae. The transcript has 7 exons.
AUGAUCCGCGUGGACGAGACUGACCCGGUGGGAGAGAUCGAGCCCAGCUUCCCCUACAGGGACGUGACGGUGCGUCGUGGUGUCGAGUUCAAGGACGAUUAUGACAUUCAGGCGGAGCUCGGACGGGGUAAGUUCGGAAUCGUUUACCGAUGCAAGGAGAAAAAGGGCGGCUUGAUGCUCGCUGCGAAAGUGGUGAACGUCAUGAAGAAGGAAGACAGACGGGCCGUGCAGAGGGAAGUCGAGAUCAUGCGACGCCUGCAGCACCCGCGAUUGAUCCAGCUUUACGACUCCAUCGACGCGGGGAAGCAGAUCUACGUCAUUCUAGAACUGAUCGACGGUGGCGAACUCUUCGAGAGAGUGAUAGACGACGAUUUCGUGCUGACGGAGCGCAGCUGCGCCGUUUUUAUGCGGCAAAUAUGCGAGGGGAUAGAGUUCAUGCACGGCCAGAAGAUUUUGCAUCUCGAUCUGAAGCCUGAAAAUAUCCUGUGCCUGACGAAGGAGGGCAACAGAAUCAAAAUCAUAGACUUCGGUCUGGCGAGGGAAUACGACCCGAACAAGAAGCUGCAAGUGUUGUUCGGCACACCCGAGUUUGUUGCCCCGGAGGUCGUGAAUUUCGAUCAAAUCGGCUUCGGCACCGACGUGUGGAGUAUAGGCGUCAUUUGUUACGUCUUACUGUCUGGUUUGUCACCGUUCAUGGGCGACACGGACAUAGAAACGAUGGCCAACGUCACCAUCGCCAAGUACGACUUCGAUCACGAGGCCUUCGCCGAGAUCUCCGACGACGCGAAGGACUUCAUCAGAUGCGUGCUGGUGAAAGACAAGGAAAAGCGAUUCACGGCGACGCAAUGCCGGGAGCACCGCUGGCUGGCCCGCAAGACGAACGCUAGGACGGAGAAGGAGGUCGUGGGGCUGGAGGAGGCCAAGCGGAAAGCCCUGAUCGAGAAUCGACCGUCGAUCGUGGCCGAUAACAAAGACGAGCUGGACGUGACGAAGGACAAUCUCCGGCUGUUCGUCGAACGUUGGCGGGAACACCCGGACAGCCCGUACACGAUCGACACGUAUCACGCGCUGCCGAGGAAUCCGGCUCGCGAGCGCGACGAGUCGGUGUCCCUGCGGGCCCACAGCCCCUCCCCCUGCGACAGCCUUCCCAGCAGCAGCGCGCCGUCGGAGAAGGUGCCGAUCCGAGAGAAUCCCGGCAAUCUGUUGUCCGUGCCGAGUCUCAGCCUGUCUUUGGAGAGGAGAGCGUCCGAGGGCGUAGCGAUGCGGCACCGCCGCGACCCCGCCAGUCAGAUCGCCCUCGCCGAGGAGAUCAUCAAACUGUCGGAGCACCUGCGCGCGAUCGCCCUGGGGGAGUCGCGCGUGAGCGAGGAGGGAGAGAGCCAGCGCUCCGCCAGGAUGAAGCUCGCCGAGAACGGCAGGUACGCGAAGAGCAGCGUCACGCUGUCCGUGUCUCGCAACGAGGAGACGAACGAGAUCACGGAGAAGCUGUCCAACAUCGCCCGGCAGCGGAAGCUGAACGGGACGACCUUCCACAGCAGCCGCAGCUUCGACAGGUACACGCAAGACACCAGCCCCGGGAACGUGUUCGUGGCUCUGAGGAGGACCAGCAUCGGCGACGGCGAGACCUCGCCGUCUGAGAGGCGCAAGGGUAGGAAGUACUCCGUCGAGCAGGCGACGAUCUCCGAAACGGUCGAGGGAGACUUCAACGGGCAGGCCGCGAGCAAGAGGAGCAGCGGCUCUUCUGCCUUGAAGGAGGAGAACGAGGAGUUGGAUAUGUCGCCACCGUGGCGACGUUCGCGAGUCAAGCGAUCCUUCGGCGAGACCAGCCGGGACGUGCCGCGGAUAUCGAACCUGCGGGACCUGCACAAGAAUCUGAACCUCGACGAGCCGAGCAGCGCGAAGGACCUGCUGUUGCACUUGUUGGGCGAGUGGGACGAGGUGACCGCGACGCCCUGCGCCGGCGCCGGCAGGAAGUCCGUCAGUCUGGACUGGUGCGCCGGGGACUCGGUCGCCAGGAGGACGAUGAACUCGUUGGCCGAGUACUUCCAGUCGAAGCAGCAGGAGAGCACGCAGCCCCCCGACCACGUCGCGUCCUCCACGUCGAUAUAUCGCUGAACGAAGAACGCGCGUCAGGGGCUGACGCGUCCACGGGUCACGCGCGGCGCACGUGGCUUCGAUCGGGGAAAACGCACGAAACGUCGUUGUAACACGCGGUAUUUUUAUUCGGUCGUAAAUCUCGCUUCGGAGCGACGCGCCUCGGCGCUCCUCAGAUGAAAGAGGCGCGCAUCGCGGAGACGCCUGAGACGCGAUAAUCCCCUCGAUGAUAAAUAUAACGGGCCUUGGUGUUUUUAUAGUAUACUUUAGUGGACGGAUCGAGAAUGUGGGAUCGAUGGAAACUCGGUUUCGCGAAUUUCCCCAUCUUCGCGCAGCCGGAGAUCAACUUCACCGACCGUCGAAUUCCCUCCGGUGCUUCUUUCCAUUCCCGGCUGUUCGUCUCGACCCGCACUGGGGACGAUUGUUUCCCCGGGGAAAAAUUGUCCAUAUGUAAUUGCAUGUAACAUUAUCUAAAGAGAGGUAGAGAAAGCGUCAUAUAUAGAAUAUGUCCAUGCGCAAAAAUAUAUAACUAAAUAUGAAGUGAUAUAGUUACAUAUGAUUAUAUAUA